Molecule: messenger RNA, 2450 nt
Organism: Dermacentor silvarum
Lineage: Eukaryota; Metazoa; Arthropoda; Arachnida; Ixodida; Ixodidae
Product: protein-cysteine N-palmitoyltransferase Rasp
Exons: 12
Coding region: 275-1879 (534 amino acids)
Biological process (GO): protein palmitoylation
Cellular component (GO): endoplasmic reticulum
Molecular function (GO): palmitoyltransferase activity
Source: RefSeq, a predicted model, not a curated record
UCCCAAAGAUCAGAAGGUCACGGACUGACCGCGUCCGCUCGGCUUCAAAUGCCUUCUAGCCUUUGAGAAGGGAAAUUAUUUUCUGCUUUAAUCGUUCGUAUUCACCUUCCAUUUGUAUUUCAUCCAUCUAACACGCUGUCGUAUUCGAGUGAACAGAAUGCUUGGCGUCUGCCACGUUGGCUCGGUUGUGUUGUGAGGCGCGCCUUGGAAAAAGAGUGCAGCCCUAGAAAGUAAACUGAAAACGACAGCUGCGUUGUAGUGCUGACGCUUCAAAAUGGACACACCGGUUCCGACUUAUGCGAAGAUGGAUGACGAGAAGGAAGCGUCCAAGAAACAAGAAGCAGAAGCGUACAGAUGGAGAUGGACUCCGGAAAAGGUCUACCACUGGGUGCUUGCUUUCACAGCCGCCGGAUAUGCCAUGUGGAGUUACGCGACCAACGAAGAGAAAACAUUUCUGGUCGACCAAAUGCACGGUGCCUUCAGAGAGAGCCCUUACGGUCUUCCGCAAAAGCAAGACAUGACGAAUUGGGGGUGGCGGACCACAACGUACGUCGUCACCACGAUGUGGAAGUGGUACCUUUUGCAUCCCGUGCUAGGCCGAGCAACAGCCUACAUCGCACCGUCGCUGGUUCCUGUCUUCUACGCCGCCUACUCCUCUCUGUUCGUGACCUUCUCCUUCGGCUGGGAAGUGACCCUCCUGUUCCUGGGACAACACGCAGCGUUCUACGCCGCAGCCGCAUCGCAUUUUCCUUCACUCUGCUAUGUAGCCGCCAUUGUCAUUCACUGCCAGAAGUUCGUGCUUCCUUAUGAUCCAUUCGAGUACAUGUAUCCCAGGUACGGCCUGAUGCCCUACAGGGCAGCCUUUGUCGCCUUUCACUGGAACCUUAUGCGCGGACUCAGCUUCAGCCUGGACUUCGUUAGAGCGAAACGCCAAAAGCACAGCGAUGAGAACAAAAGCAGGUGGCCGCCGUACUGGCAGUCGCUGGCCUACUUCAUAUACCUGCCCACGAUGUACUUGGGACCACCGCAGAACUACGACGACUUCGUAGCCGAGCUGAAUAAGACGAGAGCCCCAUGCACGCCGCGGGUGAUUGCUGGCGCCAUCGGGAGGUUGCUUCGUUCCGGUGCCCACUUCUUCCUCAUGGAACUUUUGGGUCACUUCUUGUACAGUUCGGCGAUGUCCGAAUGGCCAUGGAUAGGCGAGAGACUCGACCUAUUCAGCCUGGUGGGCUACGCCCUAUCUCUGCUAUUUCUCUUCUACAUGCGCUACCGGUUCACCUACGGCUUUGCCGGCGCCUUGGCCAACGCGGAAGGUGUCGAGGUCCCGCCACACUCUCCAUGCAUAGCCAUAAUGCACCGGUGCUCGCACUUCUGGAGGUACUUCGACCGCGGCAUGCACAAGUGGAUCCGGAGGUACAUAUACGAGCCGGUCGUAGCUGGCCGUCGCCGUGCUUUCCGGUUGGUGCUGGGCACGGCGGUGGCCUUCACCUUCACCUGGGUCUGGCACAGCAUGUACAUGCACGACGGUAUCUGGUGCGCGCUAAGCGUGCUCGGCAUCGCACUCGAGGUCAUCACCAUGGAGGCGAGGAAGUGGACGCCCAUCAAGAACUUCGAGGGCCGCUACCUGGCGUCAGCUGAGCGGAUGCGAGUGGCCAAGGCCUUCCUGGGAUCCCCGCACUUCCUGCUCACCAUCUGCGCUUGCAUCUUCCACUUGGCAGAGCUGGAAGUAUGCCUCAUCAUCUGCAGAAGGGUCCUAACCGGUUUUCCUUUCCCCAUAGUUCCCAUCUUGGUGGUCCUCUACAGCGCGUGCCACGUAGCCUUGGACGUGGCCGAGUGGGAAGCAUCGGCCAUAGCCAAGCAAAAACAAGCAUCGUCGUGAAUUACUUAACCGAGCCGCAUUACAAAACAGCUUCAAAGUGCAUCAAGCGCAUGAUAUUCCUUUUGUGUGUGAAUAUUUUAGUAGUAGCAGAAGUAUUAGUAAAAAAUAUUUUACACCUAAGCGGUAGAUUGGAGUUCCCCAACGGUGCUUGUGUGGCGGCAGCGGCAACUUCUUUCUGUGAAUUGAAUAUGGCGAUUCUACAGGAGGGCAUUGUGCUCAGUGACACAGGCGCUUUGUACAGAGUAGAGCCGGUACCGUAUUGCCGGCGUAGUAUAUAGGAAGAUGGCUUAAGCAUAGCGGACGCUAUAGCAGCACUAAACUAGGAGCUAUGAAGCGUUCGGAAACACUCACCUAUAGUGAAAUAAUUCCAAAGAAUAUAGACAACGGCUUUUGCGAAGUCUUGGGUACAUAUCGGGUACUGGCGAGCCAGACACCAAGGGCUUCUAAAAAGUGUCAGAGCUAUCUCAUACUUCAUUGUCCAUGAUUCAGGAGUUGCUCUCAUAUUCACACAUAUGCGAAUGUUUGUUUGUGCAUGUGUGUGUGUGGUGUUUUUCUUUAAUAAAACAUUUUU